AUGUCCAAAUCUUUGGGGAAUGGAGUUGAACCUGAAGAAAUAAUCAAAAAAUAUGGGGCUGAUAGUUUGCGUUUAUUCAUUUUGGAAAAUAAUAUUCUUGAAAAAUUACAAAAAGUCUACUUCAAGCAUGGUGAAAAAUUAGAAACCAGCCUUUUAGCCAAAAAAUUAAUUGAUUUUACUUGGCAAAAAUUAAGCAACGACUAUUUAGAAUUAAUAAAAAUAACUAUUUGGAGCCCAGCAACAAAAAAAACUUUGCUUUAUACUUAUCAACAGAUUUUGUUAUGCUUACACCCUUUUAUUCCUUUUGUUAUAAAAAUGGAAAAAAAUAAAGAAUUUAUUGUCGAUAACUUCCAAUCAUUACUCAAUGAAUGCAAAAGUUUACGAAAAAAAUUAGGCUCGGCUAAUUAUAAUGAGUUGGAGUUCUUCCAAGAAAUUGCCGACGAAGUGCCCAAGACAUUUGCUCUUUUAGAAAAAGAAGACGAGAGAAAGAUUCCAGAAGAUGAUGAUAAACUUCGCGAAUUUAAAAAAAACAACGAACAAUUAAAAAACUUCAUUCAACAAGAAAGAAAAAAACGCGGACUUGCUACUCCAACCAACAAACCAACCAACAAUCAGCCCAACCCUCCCCAAAACAGCCAACAAGUCCAAAACCCCCAAAAAGAAAUCAAUGACCUUAACCAAAAAGUUGCUGAACUCCAAAAUCAAAUUAAAGAAUUAUUAGCCAAGCAAGAGAAAGAACCCUUAGACCAAAAUACUAAACAAGAAAUUCAACAAAAACAGCAACCAACCAAUACUUCCCAACCCAAGAAUGAAUUUAACUGGUUAUAUGUAGUAAUUCCGGGUGCGCGUCGUAGAGAGAAAGAUGAGCAAGAAGCAAGACGUCAAGAGUUGGAAGAGCGAAAGUUGGAACAAGCAAGGAAACAGCAAGAAUUAGCUGAGAAAGUUUAUGACCUUGAGACAGAGAUUGGAAUUGACAGGCUGGUCUUCCAAGACCAAAGAAAAGAAAAAAUCGCUGCGGCUAAAUCGGCAGGAAUAACCGAAGAACUUGAAGAAGCAGAAGCGAAUUUAAUAAUAACUGUUGCUGAGGAGGUGCUCCAUAAGUUUGCCAAAGAGGCAAAAGAAGAAGAUAUUCCUCCUGAACAUUGA
This is a messenger RNA of Entrophospora sp. SA101, 1146 nucleotides long. NCBI's taxonomy places the organism in Eukaryota, Fungi, Glomeromycota, Glomeromycetes, Entrophosporales, Entrophosporaceae. The record is from the annotation of a GenBank genome assembly.